Striga asiatica is the source of this 654-nucleotide messenger RNA. Lineage: Eukaryota; Viridiplantae; Streptophyta; Magnoliopsida; Lamiales; Orobanchaceae. The record is from the annotation of a GenBank genome assembly.
ACACAAUCCAAAACAGCUAAAUGCAAACCCCAAUCUACAUAAGCCUUACUUUCCGAAAAACAUAGAACAUCUUUCUAUCUUUAUGAUAUUUGUUGUUCAAAUCGUUUCCCACUUUCUCGCAUGGAUGAGAAGAACGAGGAUUCAUCAACAAAACAGCUCCACCAAUCGCUACCCUUUCUGGAGGUGUUGUGCAAGAAUUCUGGGAAAAUAAGGCGUUUUUCUGUCGGGACUGAAGCUGAGAUGGUGUUGACUGUUGAGAAUGUUCUGAUGGCAUCCCACAUCGAGGCUGUUAAAGAAGGAGAAUUAGGAGAAGAGCCCGUUAGCUUUGGCCACAGUUCCUUGCUAGUGACAGAAGGACCAGUCCACAAGGGCACAAGAAGAGAGCGGAAAGCUUUUGCUAGGGCCACUGAUGAUCAUCAUUCGGAGGCGAGAAAAGAGUCGUCUAUCAGCAUUCUCUACAUUGGGAAAAUACUGUUUGCCUUUCUUCUAAUAUUUGUAUUCUGUGCAAUUUUCACAGUGGCCCUGGAAAACCUUCCUCGUCUCAUCUUGUUUAUAAACUCCUUAUAUAAACUUGAAAGCAAAGUUCGUGGCUAUCCCUUUCAUGUUUGCUCCAUGGUAUCAUUGUCAGUUGCUCGACUUAUGACUGAUUUUUAA